AUGCGCGACUCGUCGACCGCCUCGCACGCCUCGCCCCGAUCUCUCCUCCCACUCCGCCGGGUCCGCCUCGGCGCCAUCCUCUCGCUCGUCGGCGCCUUCCUCCUCCACUGCCGCUGGGUCCUCUUGAACGGCGCUUCCGUCCCCUACCGCCUGUGGACCGUCCUCGUCGGCGCGUUCCCUCCCUUCUUGUGGACGUUCCUCUUCAAGCAGGCCAAGCACAUCCCCGACAGCAUCCGUCCACCUAUACAUAUCGACCUCUUGCCUACACUUAACCGCCUGCUCCUCUCGCCGGGCGGCGUCAUUGCCGUCACCAUCUCGCUCAUUCCGCUCGCCCGCCUCGUCUACUACUGGGGUGACGGCGACAAAGAGGGCGACGAGCGCGGCCGAGGGCGAGCUUACGCCGUCAGCAUCCUCCUCUUCCCGACCGCGCUCUGCAUCUCUGCGCUGUGCGCCACGGCCGAGUCGUCGGACCGGCUCGACCUCCUCGCGUUCAGCACGUACGGCGCGCUCCACUUUGCGUCGCCUAUCGUCGCCGGCUGGUGGAUCUGGGGCUUUGGGUCGCAGGGUGCGGCGAGCACGUUUGGGUGGACGCUCGGCGCGCAGAACCUCGCAGGCUUGGCGACGCACCUCGUGUUCCCGAACGCGGCUCCUUGGUUCUACGACGUGUACGGCAUCGAUGCGGCGCAGCCUGACUACACGUACCCCGGCAACCCGGCUGGCCUGGUCCGGGUCGACACGAUUCUCGGCACGCACAUCUACGCCAAGGCGUUCGGCAAGGGCCCCGUCGUGUUCGGCGCCAUCCCGUCGCUCCACGCCGCGACGGCCAUCUGCUGCUGCCUCUUCGUGUGUCGGUACAGCAAAGGGUAUCGCGGGCUCGCCUUCAUGUGGAUCUACUGCGGCAUCAUGUUCUGGUCGACGCAGUACUUUCACCACCACUUCGCGAUCGACCUCAUCUGCGGCACCUUCUACUCGCUCGUCUCGUUCACCCUGUUCGAGCGGGUCCGCCUGCGCAAGCUCGACCGCGCCCACUACGCCAACGCCCUCACCAACGGCUACGAGCGCCUGUUUUUCACCAUCCGCGACGGCGACAACUGGACCGAGUACGGCGAGCGCAUGCUGCGGCGCCUCGGGCCGGGCGCGCCGGGCGAGGGCGAGGAGAAGGGCGGCGCGCUCGCGCUCAGUCGGAGCACGAGCAGCGGGAGCAGCGGUGGUCGCGGCGUCGGCAGCUCGGGCUCGUCGGGCUCGUCGCCUGCCUCGAGGUCGGCCGGCGGGUCGGGAGGGGGUCGAGCGGGAGGGUACGUCUCGCUCCCGGCCGAUCGCCAGAGCGAGGACGUGAGCCCGCAGUCGGUGUUUGAGCUGGGCGAGGUCGGCGUAGACAGCGAUGACGAGGAUGGCGGGCGGGACCAGAGGGAGCCGCUGCGUCUCGGUCAGGGGACGAGGAGGGUGGCGGCCGUCGUCUAGUUUGUAGAGGGUCCGCACUGCACAGAGCCAGACGAGUCACGCGAU
Molecule: messenger RNA, 1506 nt
Organism: Rhodotorula graminis WP1
Lineage: Eukaryota; Fungi; Basidiomycota; Microbotryomycetes; Sporidiobolales; Sporidiobolaceae
Exons: 8
Coding region: 1-1461 (486 amino acids)
Biological process (GO): inositol phosphoceramide metabolic process; sphingolipid biosynthetic process
Cellular component (GO): inositol phosphoceramide synthase complex
Molecular function (GO): inositol phosphoceramide synthase activity
Source: RefSeq, a predicted model, not a curated record